AUGAUUUGCAUCCGUAAGCACGCUCUCAUCGAUUAACAUUAUGUAUUAUUUAUUGAGAAUGACAGAAUAUGCAUAGGAAAGGUACUUGUUAAAAUUUAGACUAGAAUUAAAUAAAUCCUAAGUAUGUUUUGCCCAUAAAUUUGUAGUCCAAACUUGAAUGGAGUUUUGAUAAAGAACUAUGCCAAUUUAAUGGGUUUAUAAUUGAAUGGGAGAAUAAGAAAAAGCAAUUUCAUAUGUCAGACGGUAAUUGCAAAAAGCUGAAAUCUCAAAUUGAUGGAAAAAUACUAUAUAAUGAAAUAAAUUCACAAUAUUUUCCUGUUUAAAUAGUAGGAGAAGGGACUUUUGGCAAAGUAAGUGUUUAAAUUAAAAUAUUUUAGGUUAUUAAAGUGGUUAGCCUAUUAGAUGAGAAGGAGUAUGCAUGCAAAGUAAUGAAAUUAGAUAAAAAGUUUUCGAAAAACGUAAUUUAAAAAUAUAAAAAUAGGAUAUUAUUUAUGAGUUGAUGACAAUGCAAUCAUUGAACCAUGAGAAUAUAAUCAAAAUUAAGGAAGUGUAUUGUUCGAACUCUCAUUUCUUUAUCAUAAUGGAUUAUUGCAGAGGAGGAACCCUCAGAGAAUAUUUAGCCUAUAGAACAUUGAAUCAGGAUUAAAUAGUGAUGAUAAUGAAGGUAAUUUGAAACAACAAUACAUUUCUAGUAAAUUUUAAAUGCAGUCAUCUACAUGAAUUCCAAAGGAUACAUUCACAGAGACAUAAAGCCAGAAAAUAUUUUAUUAAGAGAACAAAGUGAUCUAUCAAAUGUACUAGUUUGUGAUUUUGGAUUUGCUGCAAAAGUCGAAGAUAUUUUAACCAAACAUCCCAAUUGUGGGACUCCUGGCUAUAUGGCUCCAGAAGUCAUCAAAUAUGAUUAGACAAAUCCUUAUAAUGAAUAAUGCGAUGUCUUCAGUUGUGGAUCUCUGUUGUAUUCAAUGUAAAUGAAGUUGUUUAUAUUUUAGAUUGACUGGAUAUAAUCUUGAAAUGCAAAGUGAAGAAAGCGAAAUCUACAAUAUAGAGGCUUAGGUGUAUGAGGAGAAACAAUUCACUUCGUACAAUAAUUAAUUCAAGAACAUUCUAAUUAAAAUGCUAGAUCCUAGUCCUCAUUUAAGGAUUACAGCAAAGGAUGCUCAAAAAUACUUUGACAAUUUUGAUUCAUUCGUUCUAGAAGAACUGAACUCACUUGAUGUUAUUCAAGCAGUGAAACACAUUUGUAUCUAAAAGCGUGAGUUCCACUCAUUUUGA
This is a messenger RNA of Paramecium octaurelia, 1272 nucleotides long. Lineage: Eukaryota; Ciliophora; Oligohymenophorea; Peniculida; Parameciidae. The record is from the annotation of a GenBank genome assembly.